Messenger RNA from Anas platyrhynchos (mallard), 1419 nucleotides. It is a transcript of the gene AURKAIP1, whose product is annotated as aurora kinase A interacting protein 1. Gene Ontology annotation, cellular component: mitochondrion. The record is from RefSeq and is a predicted model, not a curated record. Lineage: Eukaryota; Metazoa; Chordata; Aves; Anseriformes; Anatidae.
GGACCGGGACCCGGUACCCGGUACCGUGGAGCCCGGUGUGAGCCGAGCCCCGGCCCCGGGGGCUGUGGAGGGCAGGCUGCCCGGGGGGCUGCGGAUCCCUUCCUCACAGCCGCAGGGCAGCGGGCGCCUGCGGUGCGCUCCUGUCAUUACUGGGGCUGACAGAGCGGCUGAAGUGAAAAAAAAAUGUUAAUAUCCCAGCUGACAUCCAGGUUACUGAAGGCUUCCCGAGUUGCAGGCCACCUUUUGCCAAGGUCAGUGUCUUCCUUUCUUUGCUAUCAUUCAACAUCUGUGAACUAUAGCACGCAGCCCUCUAAUAAGAAUGGAGCCCAGCCUCAGCGGUGGCAUGCACUGGACCCUGAACUGGAAGAGAUGCUGGUCCCCAGAAAACUCUCCAUCAGCCCCUUAGAAAGCUGGCUGACAGUUAGGUACUCCCUUCCUAAAGCAGAAGUCGUUAAUGCUCAGGAAGAAGCAGGCUAUGAACCUCUCCAGAAAUAUGACUGUCCCCCAUCUGCUGAGGGAGCUGAUGUGGAGGAAGGGGAAGGAACACCCAGCAGCACGGUUCAGUGCAAGAACGUGCUGGAAAUUCGCAGAAGGAAAAUGAAUCGACACAAGUUCAGAAAGCUGCUAAAGCGAAGGAAGUUUAUACGGAGGAGGAUAAAAGAAGGUCGCAAGAAGAAACGUCAGGUAAAAUUUGAGAAAGACUUGGAGCGCAUCUGGAAAAGAGCUGGUUUGAAAAAUCCUCCAGCAGGAUGGCAGACACCCAAGAUAUUUCUGAAAAGUUCAAAGCGAUAAAAACACUUGUAAUGAGUUUUCACGUGUAAUUGUAAUUAAAAAUACAUAUAUAUACGUAAGCAGACUUCUUUUAACCUUUUUCUGAGUGCGUUAGGAUUAGUAGGAGGUUGCUUUGAGUCUUGAUGAAUGGUUUUCCAACGGCAAACCUGACAGCAGUGUGCUUUUCCUCCCCAGGAGAAUGGUGAGAACCCUUGUGCGGUGGCUUGGCAGCGCUGUGUGCAGUCCAGUGCUGCUGCUGCCAGCUGUACUGAGCAAAGACAUCUUAGUCCGCAGCUGAAUUUGUGAAGUUGCUCUUUAGGAUUAGACUGAGUAGUGCACUGUUAAAAACAAUUGGUUGUGGGAGAGGCAGUAAGUGAAAGACCUCUUCUAAUUGUUAGUGUAGCCCUAAAGGACACCAGCAGUUUGAAAAAUUCUUUUCAAGUGGCGUUCUUUUGUAGGCUUGCUGAAGAAGGGCUGAUGCUUGUAAGUGAAAUGGGAGUUGGAUCAGAAUCCCAUAAAAUAUUUCUGCAAAAGAGUUACCCGAUACCUCUGCGUGCAUGUGUUUUAUGGACAUUGCAUGAGCAUCCUUAAAAGGCAAAUUUAUUUUUUCUGUUCUGUAGUCCCUAAUAAAAAAAAGAGUUAUUUUUC